Pelobates fuscus (common spadefoot toad) is the source of this 2410-nucleotide messenger RNA. RefSeq names its product pleckstrin homology domain containing A2 (gene PLEKHA2). The transcript has 12 exons. The record is from RefSeq and is a predicted model, not a curated record. NCBI's taxonomy places the organism in Eukaryota, Metazoa, Chordata, Amphibia, Anura, Pelobatidae. Bases 318 to 1526 code for a protein of 402 amino acids.
ACUAACAAACACAAGCACAAGGCAGAAGGAGAGAGGAUUCUCUAGCUGGAGUCUUAGAAUCUAGAAAGAGAUUAUCUCAGAACAGACCGAAUCAUCCACUCUAGAAACAGUUCGAGCUAGAUUCGUGUUGCAUUGUUAGUAAUUUUGCAAGUUCGAGUUAAAAAAUCUGAAACGGUAUUCCACAGUAAAUCACCAGAAAUAAUUCUUGCCUACUUAGACCAUAGUGAACUAAUGUGACACCGCUAUUAAGAACUGGACAUGUCUAAAUGGAGAAUUUCCAAGAAAGUUAUUAAGGUUGGUGCGUGGAUGCAGUAGGAAUGCCUUAUGUGGAUCGGCAGAACCGGACCUGUGGUUUUCUGGACAUUGAGGAUGGAGAGAAUGGGCGAUUCCUACGGAGAUAUUUUAUUCUGGAUACAAAGGCAAAUUACCUUUUGUGGUACAUGGAUAAUCCCCAGAACCUGCCCAGUGGAACAGGAGCAGUUGGAUCUCUGAAACUGACGUAUAUUUCAAAGGUUGGUAGCGCUACUGUGAAGCAGAAACCAAAGGUACCUUUUUGUUUUGUUAUCAAUGCACUAUCGCAGAGACAUUUCCUUCAAGCCAGCGACCAAAAGGAUCUUCAGGAAUGGGUGGAUGCCUUAAACUCAGCAAGUAAAAUUACUGUGCCUAGGCCAGGCUCUGGUCCCGCACCUGAAACUGGCUCGACGACCGUUGAAGAUAAAAAAUCGCAGACAGCAUACAAGACAGAGAUUAUUGCUGGCGUUGUUGUACAGACACCUAUAAUAACCCAGAAUGGAGGCGAGCCUCAAGACACGAGUCAUUGUGAGACCCACACACAUGCGGCACUCAGACGCACUCAGAGUCAGAUCCCUCUGCCUGUGAAUAAAUCUUUACCAACUCGGUCAAUUCUGAAGAGCGGGUUUUGUGUCAAACAGGGAAACAUGAGAAAAAACUGGAAAAGGAGAUAUUUUAUCUUGGAUGCAGUUUCUAUUAGUUAUUGCAAAUGUGAAAAGGAUCCGGUACCUCUGCGUAUUAUAUACCUCAGGGAAAUUUUAAAGACACAUGAAUGUCUUGUAAAGUCUGGGGAUCUGUUGAUGAGAGACAAUUUGUUUGAAAUCAUUACUGGCCCAAGGACAUUUUACAUCCAGGCUGACAGUCCGCAGGAGAUGCACAGCUGGAUAAAGGCAAUUAAUGCAGCGAUUCAAACACUGAGGAUGCGCUACAGGGAGCAGUAUUUUGGUCGCACCAUGUCCUUAAAUCGUGCCUGUAUUCCUCCACCAACUCCCUCGGUCAACUCCAGCAGUCACUCAGAAGGCAAGCGUCCACUUGGAAAGUCUCCUUCUGUGAAGUCUUCUUGGCAGCCCUGGACACCAGUCCCUAAAUGUGAAACGGAGGUGUCAAGGGAGGGUACCACAGAUUUUAAAGAAGCAGGAGUACGAGCAAGACAUGUGUCUGAACCCCAGAGGGCAUUAGAAAAACCAUUUCUCUUCAGUCUAGAUGACAUGAACAUCCGCACUUCAGAUGUUUGAAAAGACUAUUUUUAUAUUUAUAUAUACAGCAGGAAGAGUUCACUGAUGUAUUAAAUACUCGUCAUAUAGGUUUACAUUGAGUUGCUGAAAGUGUUUGUAUAUAGUCACAAUCUUUUCUGAUGUUUGUUAUCAACCUGAUAGUGAACCCAAACUCCUUGUAUCGUUAUUUAAUGCUGCAUUGCUUAGAGGAAGAUUAAUGUUUCAAAAUGAGAAUAUUUCCUUGAAUCAGGAAACAAAACCAUAGAUUUCCCUGCAGCGGUAUUGUUUUGGAGACUUGAGAACCCACUAACAGGUCGUAGUGCCAGGAUUCUAAUCAAAAACUGGGGAAGCAUUGAUAUAUCAAUCUGACACUUCUCAUCCAUGACCACUUACUUAUUGCUUGCCACUAGUUGUUACCCAUCCACACAAAAUGGAAGGAUUGGGAAAUCACUUAUUUGUUUUUAAAUGGUUGUGUUCUCAACUGUAUACAGCAGUUGUCAACUUGCGGUGGUAGACCACAGCGCAUUAUAUAGCGAAUAACGCCCAAUGGAGGGGAGGCCGCCAUUGACUUUUAAUUUUAUUUUGUGUCGAAUUUUUUUGCUUCGUAAGAUAUACAAAAAUAUAAUUUAAAACCAGAUAUUUUAUAUAUACUUUUUAUUUUUAAACAUUAAUAUCCGUUUCAUAGUAAUAGGUUGCCUAUUGCAAUAGCCAGUGUGUUUGACAGCUUAUUGCCAUUAUGCAGUGUUUGUAUGUAAUUAUUUUGUGUUUUUACACCUAAAAUAAUGAUUGCUUUAUUGUCUUUCUAUUAACUGUGAAAUUAGGAUUUCUGUUCCCGAUAUUUAUGUGAAAUGUUAUUACAGAAACUAUUAUAAAUGGCUCUGCAGCUCUGAAUUUUUUAAACAUGA